AUGUCAUCCUCCGCCUCUGCUCGGACUCCGGCAGGGAAGCGAGUGGUGAAUCAGGACGAACUGCGACGGUUGAUGAAGGAGAAGCAGCGUCAGAGCACUAACCGGAAACGGAUAGAAUCUCCAUUCGCCAAGUACAACCGUUUGGGGCAGCUGAGUUGUGCCUUGUGUAACUCGCCGGUUAAGAGCGAGCUCCUGUGGCAGACUCAUGUCCUGGGAAAGCAGCACCGAGAGAAAGUGGCCAAGCUGAAAGGCGCGAAGGAAGGCAUCCAGGGUCCGUCCGUCAGUGUGGCGCCUCAGUCCGCCAAGCGGAAGGCACCGGAUGCAGACGGCCGAGAUGCGAAGAGAGCGAGGGCCCCCUCGGUGCCUCAGGUACUGCCUUCCACAUCCGCUUUGUCCACCAACUGUGACAAAACAGGAAAGGAGUCCACUAGAGCGACUGCCAAUAAGCCUUCGGGACUCGGUUUACUCCCUGAUUAUGAAGACGACGACGACGAGGAGGAGGAGGAGGGUGGAGAAAGAAAAGCGGAAGACGCCAACGAGCCGCGCGACGCAGAGAGCAAGGACCACUCACUUUCCUCCUCGCGGGCGGCAGCAAAUAGUGUGCUGCCAGACCAUUGCUUUAAUAUAAAAAUACGAGACACAAUUAUUUCCCCCACUUCCCUUUCCAGCGAGCAACAAGACGACAUGGCCCCUGAUAUACGGGCAGCCAGCGGGCUCCCUGGGCUGGGCAAGGAUGCAUCUGAGAGCUGCCGCCCCUAA
This is a messenger RNA of Galeopterus variegatus (Sunda flying lemur), 759 nucleotides long. RefSeq names its product zinc finger protein 830-like. NCBI's taxonomy places the organism in Eukaryota, Metazoa, Chordata, Mammalia, Dermoptera, Cynocephalidae. The coding region runs from base 1 to 759 and encodes 252 amino acids. Gene Ontology annotation, molecular function: nucleic acid binding; zinc ion binding. The transcript is spliced from 2 exons. Gene Ontology annotation, cellular component: spliceosomal complex; nucleus. The record is from RefSeq and is a predicted model, not a curated record. Gene Ontology annotation, biological process: mitotic DNA replication checkpoint signaling; nuclear DNA replication; mitotic DNA damage checkpoint signaling.